AUGGGGAAGCCUGUGCCCCACAAGUGCGCUGUCCCCGCGGGACCCGCCACUCCGCGCCCUUUUCAGGCGCCUUUUGGGGAUGUGGCCGUCUUUAAAGCACCGCGGCUGCCUGGAGCCGCACCGCUGCCCUUCGCACAGCGCUGUCUCCAGGACACAGGAGAAAGCGCUGCCCGAUUUCACUCCCGCCCGGGGCAGGGAGUCCCGGGGCCAUCGCCGGCAGCUGCCGGCUCGGUGCCCGCGGGGCCGGGGCGGGAGCGGGGCUGCGCUGGGCUCUCCCGGCACUCGCGGCCAGCACUGCAGGGCCGCCCGGUGACCGGACACCGGCUGCAAAAACGCUCUGAAGAACUGCGGGCGGAUGCAUUUGUGCUGAGCUCUGCCGGGAAGAUCCACUCCGCUGUGCGAGGGGUACCCGGUAGGAGCCUCUCGCCGGGCUGGGCUGAUGGCAGCGCCCCGGCAGAGCAGAGGGGCUCCCAGCAGCGCCCGCCGCGGUGCGGGGCCCGGCCGGGGUCGGGGCCGGGGCCGAGCAGCCCGGGCUCUCCACCCCGCCACCACCCCCCGCCGCCGCCGCCGCCGGCCGGGAGCCGCGGCCCGGGGGGCGCCCGGCGGCAGCUGGUCUAUGUCUUCACCACCUGGCGCUCGGGCUCGUCCUUCUUCGGGGAGCUCUUCAACCAGAACCCCGAGGUCUUUUUUCUCUACGAGCCGGUGUGGCACGUCUGGCAGAAGCUGUACCCCGGUGACGCCGUGUCGCUGCAAGGGGCGGCCCGCGACAUGCUGAGCUCCCUGUACCGAUGCGACCUCUCCGUCUUCCAGCUCUACAGCACGGCGGGCGCCGGCAAGAACCUCACCACGCUCGGCAUCUUCGGGGCGGCCACCAACAAGGUCAUCUGCUCCUCGCCCCUCUGCCCGGCCUAUCGCAAGGAGGUGGUGGGGAUGGUGGACGACCGGGUGUGCAAAAAGUGUCCCCCGCAGCGCCUCAGCCGCUUCCAGGAGGAAUGCCACAAGUACCACACGCUGGUCAUCAAGGGCGUGCGUGUCUUUGACCUGGCCGUCCUGGCCCCGCUCAUGAGGGACCCGACCCUGGACCUCAAAGUCAUCCAUCUGGUGCGGGACCCCCGGGCCGUCGCCAGCUCCCGCAUCAAGUCCCGGCACGGCCUCAUCCGGGAGAGCCUGCAGGUGGUGAGGAGCCGGGACCCCCACAUCCACCGCAUGCCCUUCCUUGAUGCUGGCCACAAGCUGGGCGGGAAGAAGGAGGCGGGCGGCUCGGACUACCAUGCCCUGGGUGCCAUGGAGGUCAUCUGCAGCAGCAUGGCCAAGACCCUGCAGACUGCUCUGCACCCCCCUGACUGGCUCCAGGGCAAUUACAUGGCCGUGCGCUACGAGGACCUGGUGGUGGAGCCCAUCAAGACCCUGCGGCAGGUGUACGGCUUUGUGAACCUGGCAGUCAGCCCGGAGAUGGAGAAGUUCGCCCUCAACAUGACCAGUGGCCCCGGCUACUCCUCCAAGCCGUUCGUGGUGUCGGCCAGGAACGCCACCCAGGCGCUGAGUGCCUGGAGGACUGCGCUCAGCUACCAGCAGAUCAAGCAGGUCGAGGAGUACUGCCAGCAGCCCAUGGCCCUGCUGGGCUACGAGCGGGUCGGCAGCCCCGAGGAGGUGAAGGACCUCAGCAGAACGUUGCUCAGGAAGCCGCGGCUGUGACGGGGCAGCGGCGCCCGGGGCGGCGGAGCCCGGGCGGAGGAGCCGCUCCGGCUGCCGGGAGGGAGGGAGCCGGGAAAAACAGCCUGGUCUCCGAUUUCCUCCAAAGACUGCUGAAGG
Molecule: messenger RNA, 1812 nt
Organism: Passer montanus (Eurasian tree sparrow)
Lineage: Eukaryota; Metazoa; Chordata; Aves; Passeriformes; Passeridae
Gene: CHST2
Product: carbohydrate sulfotransferase 2
Exons: 2
Coding region: 1-1695 (564 amino acids)
Biological process (GO): sulfur compound metabolic process; N-acetylglucosamine metabolic process
Molecular function (GO): N-acetylglucosamine 6-O-sulfotransferase activity
Source: RefSeq, a predicted model, not a curated record